AUGGACCCUUUUGAUCCUGUCAGAAAUGAGGAGAGCAGUGGCUAUUCCAAGCGACGCACUUCGAUUUUAAAGAUGCCACGGAAAUCCAUAAUAUCUGCGGAAGUGGAGCAACAAGAACAUGUGGUGGAAUGUGCAAAGCUUUCAGAUAAGAGGAUUUCAAGAAGAGUCAGUUUUGCUCCAGCCAAUGAUGUGCUUUUAUUCUCCAAAGAGGCCAAAAAUCCCUCACCUUUAAAAAGUCCUCUGCAGUUGUCUGCAGGCAGUGCCACACAAAAUAGGGUCCAGAUGAAAGUCACUCAAGACCAACAGUUUACUGGAAUCUGUGGAGAGAAAACAAUGAUCUUUCCUUCUGACGAUCUGGACAUGACCCAGUGUCAUACCGUCAGAAUCACAAAUGACGAAAACUUUCUGGACACGUCCCACGGCCUCUUGCACGGAGACAAAACUGUGAUGUUUGACCGAUCCAUGGACAUGACUCUGAGCCAAACUUUAAACAUGAUCUGUGACCAAGACAUGUCAUUCUCAAGUAAACCAACAACCCCAAGGGCAUUUCCUUUUACUUCUCAGAUGACUCCCGGUUCACAGUUCUUUUCUUAUGAUAACACUGAUAAAGAAAAUUAUGUACCAAAGUUGAACAAAUCCACAAUUAAAAAGAUGGGAGAGCCUAAUGUUAGUUUCAAAGAUGAAAUGGUCAUGCCUGAAGACAAUCCGCUUCAGUGUUUAUUCCCACAAGAGAUCUUCGCUGAACCUGAAAAACGGAAAUCUCAACCCACCUCUACAGACAAAAAAUUCACUAGUGAUUCUAUUGAAAAUGAUUCCAAGCAAAGAUUAACCGUCAACUCUAACUCAAAAGACAAUGUCAGGAGUGAGAAAACGAUUGUUUUCUCUGAUGGAGGGUUCAUGGACAUCACUCAGAAUUACACCAGUAACAUUGUAGUGGCUCCAUCGGCCUCCUCUGGUCUGGAAAUUAAUGAUUUAAAAGAAAAAAAAAGCAUCACCACUGGCCUCUCUACAUUGGCUUCAGAAAGACACGAUGAUCCUCUUCAGUGUCUGUUUCCUUUACAAGAGAGAGCUCUACACAAGGACAGCAAACUUCACCAAGAAUCGAGCCAUAAAGGCUUGGAGACAACUUUGAAAACUUUGAACACGCCAAGACACCAGAUAAUGGUUGGCUCAGAAGAAGAGAGUCAAGAGAAAACUCUGCGGUUCUCCUCAGAUGAAGCGUGUAUGGAUGUGACCAGGAGCCACACAGUCAAGAUCUCCUCUGACCUCCACCUGCAAGGGGAACUGGAGAGUCUACCUCUGGGUGGAGAGAAGACCGUACGAUUCUCCACACAUGAUGCAAGGAUGGACAUGACUCAGUGUCUGACUGUUAAUAUCACCAGAGAUCUGCUUCCCAAUUCAACUACAGGGCCACAACAAGAGGCAGUCACGUCUCUGCCUGGCCAAAGUGUUGAUUUAGAAUUUGAAAACUUUUUUGCAUCCCUUUCUGGGCAAAAUCCGAAAGUGGCUUUUGAAGCUGAAGAGCCCUGUAGAGAGAGAACAGUGCGCUUUGCAGCAGAUGAGGCUCUUAUGGAUGUGACCAGCUGUCACACAGUUCACAUUUCUACAGACUUCAAACCAGAUCUCCCAUGUUCAGAGAAGACCAUUCGCUUUGAUGUGAAUGAUGCAGCAAUGGACGUUACCCAGUGCCACACAGUCAACAUUGCAAAAGAUUUUGACCCAUGUCUUCAUGAUGACAAUUUGGGUCUUUUACCUAAAUAUGGAGAGAAAACUGUUCGCUUCAACGCUGACGAUGCCACUAUGGACAUGACAAGAAGCCAGACUGUGAAUAUUGGCUAUGAGCCAAAUGAAAAUUUUAACAGUUUACCUAAAUAUGGAGAGAAAACCGAGAGAAUUAACACUGCUAUGGAUGAAACCCAGUGUCUCACAGUAAACAUCGCCACAGAAAUUAGACCAAAACCCUGUUUGAGUCUUACACAGAUGUGUGCGGCUGACCCCGAGCCCCGGACGGAUCAGAACAGUUACCCCACAUCAGGAGAAAAGACUCUGAGGUUCAGUGUUGAUGAUGCAAACAUGGAUGUGACCAAAUCUCACACCAUGGUGAUAGAUGUGGCACCACAGGUGAUUCGGGGCUGGGACACACUCACUCCGCAUGAGGACAAGACUGUAAAGUUCAGCUCAGAUGAGGGCGGGAUGGAGCAUCACCACGGACAUGCCGCCUGCUCUGAAGAAGAGGGAGCCCAGUAUUUACCCAGUAUUUACAGUAAUCGGAGGUGCAAAUCUUUGGGCAGACAAGGUUUAAACGCAGCCCUCAAUGUAAGGAAAAGUGUCCCCCGGAGCAAUCCUCUUACUCAAGCAGCUCCAACUCCUGGAACUGAUGAUGAGGACUUUGUUAAACCCACAAAAACUGGUACUCAGAAUGGAAACAUGGGCAUUCUGUCAGUGAUUGAGGAGAAGUCUAUAGCUGAAGUUUCACUAAAGGAAAAAUGUCUAGAUAACAGUAUGGAAAUGAACAUAACAGAAGCGCUACCUGUUCAAAUACAGAAAAAUAGCAGCUUAGAAUCACCUCUAAAAGAUCUGGCCCCAAGUGCAGAGCAGCAGACCACUGAAGAUCCUGUUUCCAAGUGUGAAUUGAAAAUAAAAAUCCUCCCGGGUUCCCCUCAAAGUAAUACAAAAAAUGAUUAUGAGCAAGAAGUUGUAGGUAAAUCAGAGUGCUUCCCCAGAUCUAUGGAAAAAGAUAACGAAGAAAUCAGUUCACGCAAAAGCUGUAGAAUGAGUUUAGCUGACAUCCAGUCCAAAAUAAGACGCAUCAGUCAAAAGUUAAAUGCACCUACUGAUGACGAUGUUGUAUACAAUGUCAACAUUCCCAUGCCAUUCCCAGAUCUGGAACCCAAACUGGAAGCAGAUAAACCCAAAUUACUUCAAGCAGAUGAGCAAGUUGAUUUGGAGAAGAACGAAAAUAAGUCAGAUGCCCUGGAAGAACCAUUUUGUGCUCCAACCACUCCAUUCAAACUGGAGACCAAACAGCUCAUGUCCAGAUUGUCCGUGGUGGGCUUCAAACCAAAACUCACCAAGAGAAGCAAAAGUGAGGAGAUUAAAACAGUAGAUGUCAGUCAGGCUGCAGGCGAACCUACCAAGACGCAAAAUAUUCAAGGGCAAAACCAAACAGGCAACAUUGAUCUAAACGUUAGCGAUAUUAACGAUGAAGAGCUCGGGAGUUACGAAGAUGUGUCAGAAACCCUGGACACAAAAAGUCUGGACAAUGAGCCGGAAAUGGUUACUUCAUAUCAUGAGUUUGAUCUGGACCAGGAACUGCAAGAUGAAGUGUUCGAAGAGGAGCGUGAGCUCGUCAAUGAAAAGAAGCGCCCACUUGAUGAAGAGUAUAUCACAGAGAAUGAGAAGAGACUGAAGAGAUCCAAUGACACGAUAAUAUUGGAUUCCCAGGCUUGUACUUUGGAGUGUGACGAUAACAUUACUACUGCUGCAAACACACAAACGACAAAUUCUUCUAAUUGCAGCCACACAGCCAGCCUUAAAUAUGAUUCCACAUUUGAGUCCACAACUUUCAAACAAAGCCUAUAUGAAUCUCAGCUUGAAGACUAUGCCAAUGACAUUCAGAGGAAAUAUGACGAGGGCACUCUCACCAUGAUGGAGUUCUUAAAACUGUUUCACAUAGACUUUGUCAUUCAUAAUCCCCGACAGAGUGUGGCUCCUCGGAGAGUUUCGUCAGAUGCAGAGAGCACCCUGAUGGAUUUGUCCCAUGAUAGACACAUUAGCUUACCCAAACAGCUGGUUUAUGAGGCUGAUGUGCGCAGCUUGACAGAGCAGGUCGAAGGGCUCAAAGUUCGAAUGCGUGACCUGGAAAAACCGUUGACACUGGUUAAUAGGACUGUAUGGGAAGAGAUUGAAGACUUUUCAGAGCAAGAGUUCAAAUCUUUUGGCACCAAACUCAAAGAAAGACACAACUUCUACAGAAAAAUGAGCAAGGCAAAGUCACAUGAAAUGAAGGAGGCCCUGUAUGCAAAUCUAAUUCAGGCCAAUGUGGAGGAGCAAAAGAAGCUGAGUGGAUCAAUUGAGAAAGCGGAUGCUAUGCUCAAAAGCCUUGAUGACUGUAUUGCAGAUUUAGAAACAGAGCUGGCAACCAUUGAAAGCGACGUCAAAUCUCAUCAAGAAGAACUGAAUAACGUCAAAGAGGCCACGAGUAACAAUGAAAAAUCUGUAUCAGAGUUGGAAAUCCAGAAAAAACAGAGCCUAAACAAGUUGAGAAGAGUGAAAGACGAGACCAAGAACCUGGACAGACACCUCACCAUGCUGCACACCAUAAAUGAAUGGAAGCUGGUGGAAAUCACAACCAGCAAUGCGAUCUACACUUUUCUCUAUGAAACUUUGCACUUGGAGUUGAUCUUUGAAGAGUCAGAAGGAAACGAUGAAGACAGAAAAAUAGUUGACAUCUCCUUUAAACAUUUGCUUGAUGAGAACUCAGAGUGUCACGCCCACCUCGUUCACACUCUGGUCUCUCAGUUCACACAAGAUAAGAGUUUGACAAGGAAAUACUCCACCAGCAAACACGUCCCUGAGCUGCUCCAUGACGUUAGCCUGGUGGUGACUCGCUGUCGGCAGCUGGGAGAGGAGCUGCGGAGACUCAAAUCCUGGGGCAGUCUGCGCUUAGACAUCCUGGACAUCCAUUGUUUGCACUCUGAAAUCCACAUUACCUUCAGCAGUCUCAGGACAUUCCGAAAGUUUGAGGUGGUCUUCUCUGUCAGCUUGAACAACCAACAUUGUGCACUUGAGCUGAAAAGUUUCAAAAACAUAAUCGGAGACACAACGUCACAGAACAUUGAAGAAAUUGUUGCUUCUUUCACUCCAGGACAGAAAUACCUGACAGGGAUCAUCAAAACCAUCCACAGUAGUUUACUUUGUUAAUGAAAACACGUAAAUGUCAACCUGUCAAUGUUGCAGCUAUACUUGCAGUUCUGUAUGCGUCCUCUAGGCGGUGCUCUUGAACUGACUUUUCUAUUGUAUAUCAGCUCUGCCCAUUAUCCCAAGUCUUCAAGUCUUACCUUGAGGCUGUGCUUUUUAAACACAGCUCUGUACAUAUAUGUAUUUAAGUGUUUAUUCUGUCUGUUUUGUAAAUCUACUUUUAGUAAAAAUAUAAUAAAAUAAAAUAAAAAAUAAAAUAUAAUAGACUGAUAAAAUAAAUCAGUGUUUCUAAACGGUU
Messenger RNA from Boleophthalmus pectinirostris (great blue-spotted mudskipper), 5218 nucleotides. RefSeq names its product kinetochore scaffold 1 (gene knl1). Gene Ontology annotation, biological process: cell division; attachment of spindle microtubules to kinetochore; protein localization to kinetochore. Gene Ontology annotation, cellular component: nucleus. The transcript is spliced from 30 exons. The record is from RefSeq and is a predicted model, not a curated record. The coding region runs from base 1 to 4923 and encodes 1640 amino acids. Lineage: Eukaryota; Metazoa; Chordata; Actinopteri; Gobiiformes; Gobiidae.